UUUCAGAUGGCAGCAAUGUGGUUGGAACUGAAGAGAACAGUUUUGACCGCAGCUAUGUAAAAAAGAAAUUGGAACAUGGACUUUCACGAAUAUGGCAGGAUGUUCAAUUGAAAGUGAAAACAUAUCUUCUGGGAACAGAUUUGUCUAACUUCAAGUAUGAUGACUUCAUAUUCGUCCUUGAUGUUACCAGCAGGCUAAUGCAAGUUGGAGAAGAAUUUUGUGGCAGUAAGUCUGAAGUUUUGCAAGAAUCUAUCCGAAGACAAAGUGUUAAUUAUUUCAAAACAUACCACAGAACUCGUCUUGAAGAACUAAGAAUGUUUUUGGAGAAUGAGACCUGGGAACUUUGUCCAGUUAAAUCAAGCUUUAGUAUUCUGCAGCUUCAUGAAUUUAAGUUCAUGGAGCAGUCACGUUCCCCAUCUGUGUCACCCAGCAAGCAACCUGCUUCAGCAAUUGCGUCAACCGUGACGUUGUUUGAGCAGUACUGUAAUGGAGGAAACCCAUUUGAAAUUCAGGCUGACAGCAAAGAUGAUGAGACAGAAGACGUGUUAGCUUCCAAUGGGUAUGAAUCAGAUGAACAAGAAAAAAGUGCAUAUCAAGAGUAUGAUAGCGACAGCGAUGUCCCUGAAGAGUUGAAAAGAGAUUAUGUGGAUGAGCAGACAGGAGAUGCCCCUGUGAAAAGUGUUUCUCGAGAAACUCUGAGGAGCAGAAAAAGAUCGGAUUAUAACCUCAAUAAAGUGAAUGCACCUAUUCUAACAAACACUACACUGAAUGUAAUAAGGCUUGUUGGGAAAUACAUGCAAAUGAUGAAUAUUCUGAAACCAAUUGCGUUUGAUGUGAUCCACUUCAUGUCCCAGCUCUUCGAUUACUAUCUGUAUGCUGUCUAUACGUUUUUUGGCCGAAAUGACACGUUUGAAUCAACAGGACUGGGCCUCAGUAGCAGCAGGCUACGCACCACACUGAACAGAAUCCAGGAGAGUCUGAUUGAUCUGGAGGUCUCUGCUGAUCCUGCAGGAACUCUCACAGCUGCUGAAGAGAGAAAAGAGAAGGUGCCAAGCCCCCAUCUCAGUCAUCUCGUUGUUUUGACAUCUGGCAAUUCACUGUAUGGUUUGGCAGAGAGAGUGGUGGCCACAGAAUCCUUGGUAUUUCUGGCUGAGCAGUUUGAAUUUCUUCAACCUCAUCUUGAUGCAGUGAUGCCAGCUGCCAAGAAGCCUUUUCUUCAGCAGUUCUAUUCUCAGACAGUGUCAACUGCCAGUGAACUGCGUAAACCAGUUUAUUGGAUUGUUGCUGCUAAAGCCAUUGAUUAUGAACAAAUGCUGCUUCUCAUGGCUAAUGUGAAAUGGGAUGUGAAGGAAAUCAUGUCACAGCACAAUGUAUAUGUAGAUGCUCUUUUAAAGGAAUUUGAAGAAUUUAACAGAAGGUUGAAUGAGGUGUCUAAGAGAGUCCGUAUUCCACUGCCAGUCUCCAACAUCCUUUGGGAACACUGUAUACGCUUGGCCAAUAGAACUCUUGUGGAAGGUUAUGCCAAUGUAAAGAAGUGCAGCAAUGAAGGACGUGCCUUGAUGCAACUGGACUUUCAACAAUUCUUAAUGAAACUAGAAAAGUUAACAGACAUCAGGCCUAUUCCAGAUAAAGAAUUUGUGGAGACCUACAUUAAAGCAUACUACCUAACAGAAAAUGACAUGGAACGCUGGAUAAAGGAACAUAGGGAAUAUUCCACUAAGCAGUUGACCAAUCUGGUGAAUGUUUGUCUGGGCUCCCACAUCAACAAAAAGGCAAGACAGAAGCUAUUAGCUGCCAUUGAUGACAUAGACAGGCCUAAAAGAUAACUGGAGAAAGCUGCUUUCCUUGUGACUUGAACCUUUUUUUGUUCAUGUGAAGCAUGCAGACAAGUCUUUCAUGGACUAAUGGCAACAUUAAAAAUGUUGUGCAUGACUUUUCUUACCAGCAUUGGAGGCACUCUGAAGUGACAUAAUAUUCAAAGAUAUGACUUUUCUAAUCUGUAGAAUUCUCUUCUGUUGUAUUUCUUUUUUGUUACUUGCCCUUAGUAAAGGGCCACUGUUUGUGUAUCACUGGUGAGCUGUAUAUUUUGCAAAACUGUAUACUGUAAGUAAAAUCAAAAUCAGAGAGAAACAGAUUGGCUUAAUAUAUCAUAGAUGCUCUUUCUAAAUAAAAGGGCUGCUUGAAAAUAUAAUUUCUUUCCUCCCUGCUUUCACCCUCAGAAAUAGUGAUUUAUUAUGGACCAGUGUAAAAUGAAAGGAAAUGUACAGUAUUUGAUUGAUGUAUCCUGCAUGUGGGUUAAGAGUGCUGAUCAACUAAAUACUCUCAUGUUGAAGCCCCUCAUUCAUAUGUAUUUCAAAAAAUGUCUGGUUAUUUCAGAAUUAAUUCAGUCAUAUCAAAAUUAUUGACUCCAGAUUAAUAGAAGGUAAUAAAUACUGUA
This is a messenger RNA of Acanthisitta chloris (rifleman), 2437 nucleotides long. RefSeq names its product coiled-coil domain-containing protein 132. Gene Ontology annotation, cellular component: EARP complex. Gene Ontology annotation, molecular function: SNARE binding. The record is from RefSeq and is a predicted model, not a curated record. Gene Ontology annotation, biological process: retrograde transport, endosome to Golgi; endocytic recycling. Lineage: Eukaryota; Metazoa; Chordata; Aves; Passeriformes; Acanthisittidae. The annotation marks the transcript as partial. The transcript is spliced from 15 exons.